GGGCCAGUCCUGUUGCUGGCCCCCACUUUCUCUCACCCUAUCCACUCUUCCCCAUGUCUACCAGCUGCCAUAGAUGAGGGUCACCGGAGCUAGAGCCCAGUGCUGGAGCAGAGCAGGGGCCUGCUUCCCAGGCCUUGAUAUCUACCCACCUCUGACGGGGAGGGGCUCCUUAAGAAGGUCUUUUCAGGGCCUUCCUCCACCAAGGCCUGACCUGGAUACCACUUCAGAUCCCAGUAAGGGUCUGAGUGUUCAUUUAGGUUGAGUGCUGGAGCCAGGGGUGGGGGACCAUGAAUGCCGUUACAUGCUAAGUCCAGACCUCCACUUUAGGUAGAGGGGUGAGGGGAGAAGUUUGGGUCUUUGAUAAAAGGCUGCCUGUCAUUUCCUGGUGCUCAGCAUGUGCCAGGCUGGGCUGGUUAUAUCACCUGCUGAUCAGGUAGGCUCUAUUAUUAUCCCCAUUUUACAGAUGAGCAAACAGGGGAGCUGAGUGGGAAAGAUGAAGCUGAUUGAUUUGCGCCUAGAGUCCCUCAGUUACCUCUCCUGAGCAGCGUGCCUGGUGACCUGGCAAUGCCAUUGAGGGCCCAGGCAGGCACUAUGGUCACAACCUGAUGACUGUGAGGGUAAGGACAGGGUGUCCCUGGGAAAGGCCCUCCCUUCUGCUGAGGAAGCAGCUUUUCCAGUCAAACAAUAGCGUCUGUUCCUGGCAGGCUAUCAAGCUGGGCUGGGCUGGGCUGGGCCAUUGUGGGAGGGGGUGGGAGAGGGAGGAAUAGAGCCUCCCUAAGAGCUUUCAGGCAUCACAGGGCCUGGGCCUGGAACAUCUUGUCCUGGUACAGCUGGGGAUACUGAGGCCUAGGGAGGUCAAGCACCUCUGAGUCUAUCAGGGCAGGCUACCACUUCCUGCCUCCCACCCCUCACCCCUGUGGUUUCCCACCCCAUCUGUACCUGUCAUGAGGGGUUUUGAGGACUCCCUUCCCCCUGGCUUUCCAGGGAACAGGCCAGGAUGUGGCAGCUGCAGUGUUCCACAGGAGCCCCCUGAGCCAGAGAGCCCAGGGAGGGAGGGUGCUGCCCAGCUUCCAUCCACCUACAGUAGAGGCUUCUGAGCAGGCAGGAGGCUUGUGUAGGCCUGCUGGGUCCCAGUCAGGCCUGAGGCCUGCUUUAACCUGUUUGGUUCAAAGCUUCAGUUCUGAGGCCUAAGGAUGCUUGGGCCAGACAAAGGUCCCCCAGAGCAUGCUCUGUCUGUCUUGCUACAGAGCCAGCCUAGGUAUGCUGAUGCCUGCUUAGACUUUGAAGUCUUCUUAGACCUGAGGCAGCCUGAGCAGAACACAUUCUAAUGUUGAAAUGAGCCCAACUUGGUCCUAACAAGCCUCAGAUCUGGGGCAUCUGCCAGUGCUGAGGGCCUCUCUGGGCAUGAAGCAAGUUUACAUGUGCUCAGGCCAACUGGGUUCUGCUAAUGGCUCACUCUUUGGGAGGUCUCAACAGGGCUCAAGUCUCAAGUCUGAGAUCUGAGUACCCAUGAGCCCCAGAUGCAUGGGAGUGUCUACUGAAGUCUGAGCCUUCCCUUGGGCAUCCCUGGCCCAAGCGCUUAGUCUUGAGGGGUCUCAAGCCAUAAAUAAGCCUGGCCACCUUCAUUACCCUACCCUACAGUAUGUUGCUCAGACAUAAGUGGCUGGGGCCCUCCCUAUCUCUAUGACCCCCGUGAGUAAGUGCAUUCUUCCUCCGCAAGAGGAAGAGGGAGAAAGGCAGCAGGACACUUCGUUGGGAGAGAAUCACAGGGUCACCAGGGCUUUACAGCAUACCCCUCCAUACUCCAGAGUUUUGGAGGCGACAUUCUGGUCCCAGCUGAGCCCUGGUUCGCCUCACGGCCCUUCGGAGCCUCAAGGAUAUCAAUCAUAAGACCCAUAUGGGGACCCGAAGGACAAAAACCUAUUCCACACCUCCCCCAUGCUCCCGACCCCAGCAAGGCAGGAGGCCUGCGGAAAAGCCGGCUGAGGGGGCGCGGCAUAGGCGGGGCCUGGAGGACUCAAUGGGGCGGGAUCAGCCUAAAAUCCCCAGCCAACGCUAAAGGGGCGGAGUCAUCGGGGGCGGAGCUCGGCGGGCUGGAACACGAGGGAAGAGGCUCUGGCCUCAAAAAGGAGGCGUGGCCACUCCAGAUAGGCCGCUCAUUCCUGAGGGCGUGGCCGUCAGGGAGGUGGACAAGGCAUGGGGCUAGGAAGAUCCACGGCUUAGCGGGCGGCGUGGAAGCGGCUGCAGAGCGGCUCCUUUAAGCCCCCGGCACCGCCCCCACCGCCCCGCCCCCCGCGGCGGUCUGGGUCUGGUUGGCGACCCGGUCGGGUCCGCGCGGACCGGGAUGGAGCUGCACAUCCUAGAGCACCGGGUGCGGGUGCUGAGCCUCGCCCGCCCAGGUCUCUGGCUCUACACCCACCCGCUCAUCAAGCUACUCUUCCUACCCCGCCGCAGCCGGUGCAAGUUCUUCAGCCUGACGGAGACCCCCGAGGAUUACACGCUCAUGGUGGACGAGGAGGGCUUCAAAGAACUACCCCCAUCUGAGUUCCUUCAAGUGGCUGAGGCCACAUGGCUGGUGCUGAACGUGUCAUCCCACAGUGGUGCAGCAGUGCAGGCUGCUGGGGUCACCAAAAUCGCGCGCUCAGUCAUUGCACCACUGGCCGAGCACCAUGUGUCUGUGCUGAUGCUGUCUACUUACCAGACGGACUUCAUCCUGGUGCGGGAACAGGACCUGUCUGUGGUGAUCCACACGCUAUCCCAGGAGUUCAACAUUUACCGAGAAGUGGGCGGGGAGCCUGUGCCUGUUGCCAGGGAUGAUUCCAGCAAUGGCUUUCCCCGUUCUCAGCAUGCAGGACCCAGCCCCACUGUGCAUCCCAUCCAGAGCCCACAGAACCGCUUCUGUGUCCUUACGCUGGACCCUGAGACACUGCCAGCCAUUGCUACCACCCUCAUCGAUGUUCUCUUCUACUCAUACAGUGCCCCCAAGGAGGCAGCCUCUGGUGGUCCUGGACCCAGCUCUAUUACAUUCUUUGCCUUCUCCCUCAUCGAGGGCUACAUCUCCAUCGUCAUGGAUGCUGAGACGCAGAAAAAGUUCCCCAGUGACCUCCUGCUGACCAGCUCCUCGGGGGAGCUGUGGAGGAUGGUGCGCAUCGGUGGACAGCCCCUGGGCUUUGAUGAGUGUGGAAUCGUGGCUCAGAUCGCAGGCCCCCUGGCUGCGGCCGACAUCUCUGCCUACUACAUCAGCACCUUCAACUUUGACCAUGCCCUGGUGCCUGAGGAUGGCAUCGGCAGCGCCAUUGAGGUCCUCCAACGACGGCAGGACGGCCAGGGCUCCUGAGGCCUCCAUGCUGUCCCCUCACCCCAGGCUUCCAGAGACGUCUCUAAGCUAUUUCCUCAAGCUCUGGGAUGAGUCCUCCCCACCCCCAUUCCUGCUGGGGGACCCCUCCUUCUGCUCUCUGUAUGUAAGCUGCGUGCAGGCACCGGCUCUCACGUGGACACGCGUGUCUGCCCACGCAGGGGAACACGGUGCUCUGGGCUUCCUCCAGGAAGCCCUCACCCCUCACUCCCUGCUCGGCCUCAGUGUUUGCACAUUCCCUGCCUGAGGCCCAAGACAUCCCCCCUCUCAGUGCCCUGAGCCAGCUGCUCCCUUGGACAGGGCCCUGGUCUUCAUUCUGCUUCUGGCUGGGUCACCUUUCUGGCCAGGUGAGUUCUGACAGUGCCUGCCCCUCCCGGGGCCUCCAAGAAAAGUAUUUUUACAUCUUUCUCCCUUUUUUAUUGACUUAUUAAUAAAGGCUUAUAGUUAUAAA
This is a messenger RNA of Acinonyx jubatus (cheetah), 3806 nucleotides long. RefSeq names its product cytosolic arginine sensor for mTORC1 subunit 1 (gene CASTOR1). The transcript has 9 exons. The record is from RefSeq and is a predicted model, not a curated record. Bases 2345 to 3337 code for a protein of 330 amino acids. Gene Ontology annotation, cellular component: cytosol. Lineage: Eukaryota; Metazoa; Chordata; Mammalia; Carnivora; Felidae. Gene Ontology annotation, molecular function: arginine binding. Gene Ontology annotation, biological process: cellular response to L-arginine; negative regulation of TORC1 signaling.